AUGGGCAACGAGUCCAGCCAGCUGCAGAAGGAGGCAGCUGAGGCAGCCGAGGACGAGCAACGCGGAGGCAGGGUGAUCGGCACGCCCAUGUCCCCCAGUCCUCCCCCAUACCCCGGCGAGGUCCGCGACUUACGCAAGCCUCGUGGUUUUCGCACUGACGGCGGCGACGACGCUCGAUCCUCAGACUCGGACCACUCCAAAUCAAUCAAGAAAAAGAAAAAGAAGGAGAAGAAGAAGAAGAAGAAGCGGCGCGACAGCUUGGACAGCGACGCGGCCAACGGACAUCUCGACGCCACCACAGCUGCAAUGGCCGACGAGAACGACGCGCCCGCGGCCGCACCCGAGUCUCACAAGAAGAGCAGGAGUAAGAAGAAGUCGCGCAACAAGGAACCCAAUGGUGUGCAGAGCCCUGAUGCUCAACACUUGCUUGUGUCGCAUGCUGUGGGAGGCUCGCCACCGUCUGGCCAGCAACCUGAUGUGAACGGAAUUGCAGGCCACGCGCCGACCCUGGAUAUCGAAGUAGCGGAGCAAGAGUUAAUUCCGGCAAGCAGUGUGGAGGAUAUCGCAUCAGCGCAUCUCAAAACCGAGCCCGACACCGAUGUGGACGACGUCCAAGAUCACGAGCUGCCCUUCCGAAUCGCCGGAAUCGCCGACGACAGCAUCGUCGAUGGCGACGACCCGAGCCAGAAGUCUCCGUUCAUGCACAAGCGAGAGAUGUCCAUCGUUGACGACAGAUUGGACAGGGCAAACGAUGACGAGGCGGCCACACCAGAUCUGCAACCAAGUCAGGUUAAGCCUGAACCUCCUUCCUCGGAGAGCGAGUCCGACUUGGGGUCUCCCAGUGUGGCACGACUGGACAGACUGGAGAGGUCGAGGUCGAGGUCCAUCUCUCGGCCGCCGCUAGUUAAGCCUGCAAUCGAAAGUUUCGACGCGGGCGACCAAGCCACACUACCAAGCCGCUCGUCAACAGGCUCAAAUAAAAGCAUUCCAGCUCGGACCCAAGACGCGAGACCCACCUCGAGAGACUCAGCACAUUCAUCGAGCUGGCACAAUGCCCAGCAGAGCAUUGACGCUAUGGAUCUGGACGUGGACGAUCAAGGCUUUGCUAAUGGGCAUGUCAGUCCUCCAGAGAAACAGGCCAGAAAAGCGAAGUCCGCCAAAAAGCCCAAGAGCCACAAACAAGCCCAUAAAAGCAAGGCGGAGGCAGGAGAUGCCGACGAACGCCCCGACGCACCUGCCUCAUCUCGCAAGAGGAGUGCUCAGAAAGGCCGACAACAUCAGAGCGAUAACCCAAUGCUGAACACGGAUGUGGACAAGGUUGCAAAUUGGCUCCAACAGCCUGCCCGCCGAAGAACUCACGAGGAUGUGGUGGAAGAGUCGGACCAUGAAGCUGCAGAUCAGAGCGCGGAGGCUGUUGUGCACAACGGCGCUCAAGACGAGUUGCAAACAGAAGAGGCGAUCCAACGAGAGCUCCAGCAGCAGCUUCAUACUCGGGAUACAGAAGCACGUGCUGACAAGGAACCCGAGGUGUCUGCGACCCAGCCGAAGAAGGCGAAGAAGAAGCGCCAACUCCACUCGAAGGAAUCACUUUCGCUUUCGCAGCUAGAAGAUGACUUCGGUGAGGGUGACAAUCAGCCCCGAGUGUCUCUGUCGCAAAGAUCCAAGCUCAAGGACGUCAUGCGCGGUGAGCGCAAUAGCCCCGAAGACGAGACAGGAACCAACGUCGAGCCAUCUCAAGAGCCGAGUCUGCCUAAGCAGGCCAAGUUAAAGCGCAAGCGGCGUUCUAACGGCGCAUCGGAAGACGAGCUGGAGGAUUUACUUGCAGGCCCGUCCAAGCGCAAGAAGUCCAAGAAAUCCAGCAAGGGCCUUGAUCCCAGCGAUCGCGACAGAGCCGCAGUCGCCUCAAGAAGAAAGCGGUCAUCGCAAGGCGAGAUCGCCACCGGCCCCUGGACCAGCGAAGAGCUGGUCGCACUCGGGCGAGUAGUAGACCAGUUUUGCAAGGCUUACGACAUGGAACAGUCCGAACUCAACGACAUGAUACACCAACGGCCCGAAAUGACCAAUCCGCUGCACAAGGAAUUUUGGGACAAUGCUGUUGCAGCUAUCGACAAGCGAACCAGAAGGCAAAUCGUCGAACGGACUCGCAGGCUUUACAAUAAUUUUGUAGGCCGCGGCCGCUGGGACGAAGAACAAAAGGAACAGCUGCACGACUUGUUCGACAAGCAUGGCACCAAAUUCGCUGCGAUUGCUUCGUUGAUCAAUCGCGAUCAAAAGGACAUCAGGGAUUAUUGGCGCAAUCACUACGUUGUAGAUGGGCAUCAGCGCAAGUCGCGGUGGAAGCCAGACGAGACGGAGAUGCUCAAGCAAGCGGUUGAAGAGGCCCUCAACAAGAUCAGAAUCGACCGUGAGAACAACGACCAAUUCCGUCCUAGACCCCGCGCCAAAGGCUUUGACGACGAGUCCCUUCUGGAUUGGCAACAGAUCAGCGCAGCCAUGGGUCUCACUCGGAAUCGGCAACAAUGCAAGUUCAAAUGGCAGGACCUCAAGGACAAGGGCGUCGUUGGCGACGGAAAUGACCACCUUCCUGAAGCCUCCCGUGAAUCCAAGACCAUUAAUGGCAUGAGUGAGGUGCUGGCCAACGCGCGCGAGGACUACCGCGUGAUGAGUGUCGACGACCAGCUCCAAGUGAUCGAGGCCAUUCACGACUCAGGCGCAACCAGUGACUCCAAAAUCCGCUGGAACUCGCUUGUGGAUGAGCGCUUCAGGGCAAAAUGGCGGCGCCCCAGUCUCAAGUUAGUCUGGUUCAGACUACGGAAGACGGUGCCAGAUCAUGAGGAGCAGGAUGUUCAGUCUAAUGCGCGGUACUUACUGAACUAUUACAACGUCCAACAGUCCCUGCCUCGCAUCGAAGACCAUCAGGCCGACGAGCAAGUGGAGGAGAAGCUUGUCAAUACCAACCCCGGCAGCAAGGUGUGGCGGACACCCUCCCAGGAGCCUCGUGCCGUUAGGGAGAGGCAGCGGCGGUCGAGCAGUGCGAGCAGCCGGGCCAGCAGCCGGGCCAGCGAGAAGGUCUCGAGUCAGAUUCUUCGGAUCCCAGGCAACGACGACGAUGAGCACGGCGAGCCCGCGCAGCGAGGUCGAGACCACACCCCGAGAUCGGGCAGCCUUGAUCUUGGGCAAGAGGACGUUGAGGGUGCUGAGAAGCAGCAGCACCGCAAGAAAGGCAAAGGGAAGGGUAAGAGAACCCACGGGAAGAAGAGAGACGAGGCCGUGCCGAUCCGGAUCCCCGAGCACUUGAACGGUGAAGCAGCUGAGAAGGCGUCGGCGGAGCCCGAGAACAUCCACCAGUCUUCUGCAGGAGCCAGCAAAGCCAAGGGCAAGACGAAGAGCAAGGCCAAGAAGGCCAAGUCACCCCCGCCUCCGAGGGGUGGAUGGAGAAGUGAGAGUGUUGCGAUGGAUUCCGAUUCGGAGUGA
This is a messenger RNA of Diaporthe citri, 3474 nucleotides long. RefSeq lists its product as uncharacterized. Lineage: Eukaryota; Fungi; Ascomycota; Sordariomycetes; Diaporthales; Diaporthaceae. Gene Ontology annotation, cellular component: nucleus. The record is from RefSeq and is a predicted model, not a curated record. The coding region runs from base 1 to 3474 and encodes 1157 amino acids. The transcript is spliced from 2 exons. Gene Ontology annotation, biological process: regulation of DNA-templated transcription. Gene Ontology annotation, molecular function: DNA-binding transcription factor activity; transcription cis-regulatory region binding.